Talpa occidentalis (Iberian mole) is the source of this 2431-nucleotide messenger RNA. It is a transcript of the gene CCDC122, whose product is annotated as coiled-coil domain containing 122. The coding region runs from base 378 to 1205 and encodes 275 amino acids. The transcript is spliced from 9 exons. The record is from RefSeq and is a predicted model, not a curated record. NCBI's taxonomy places the organism in Eukaryota, Metazoa, Chordata, Mammalia, Eulipotyphla, Talpidae.
CCCAGCCCGCACCCCGCGGCGGUGGCGGGCAGAGGAACGGGAACCCCCGCUGCGGACAGACCUUCUGGCGGGAGCCGGGCAGAAACAAAUUGGUCGACACCUCCUUUGUCUGGAUGCUGAUUGUACCUUUGAACGCCCUCUGGACCAGCCCUCUGCAGCUCUUUCACUUGUGUUGACAGAUAGUAGUCCUCAUCCUGAAGCUUUAAUUUCAUUGUCUAGUCUGAGAAGAGAGUAAUCUCUAGUUGCAACAGAUCCUAAGAUACUGUGUGUGAUAGUUUCAGAGUCUACUUCAUCAUAAUGCUGGAGAUGCCAGAUACAAUCUAUAAUAAUUUCUCACUAUAUACUUCAGAGUAAAAGGUGAUCUGAAAGAAGACAGAAUGUCAGGCAACACAGACAGGAAGAAUCAAGGAAUUCUUAAAGAAGCUGUGGCUAAACAAGACUCAUCUUCAUUAACUGAUGCUGUAGAGCAAGUUGCAAAGCAACAACAAUCACAAACAUCAGAAAUAGAAAAAAACAAAAAAAUUCUGUUGCAUUUACAGAAUGAACUUCAUGAGCUUGAAAAACAAAUAGCAUCUGUCUCUGAAGAAGCUAAAGAAACAGAAAGGCAAAUUUAUCAGCAAGAUGCUACCAUAGAGAAUACCAAACUUCACUGUGGAAACCUGGAAACUCAAAUUAGAUCCUUACAUACAGUAAAUGUAAAGCUUAAAUUUGACAUAGAAGCAGCUCAAGAAGAGCUUGAGGAACACAUGAUAAGAUACAAUGAAUAUUAUGCAAAAAUAAAAGUUCAUAAACAUAGUCUUGGGGAUGUAGAAAGAAAGUGGCCAUUCAUGACUGAACUCCAUGAAAAACGAGAUCUUGUUAAAAAACUAAAGACAAUGAAAGAAGAACUUAUGCAAGAUCUCCAAAAUCCAGAAGGAAAUUGGAUGAAACAAGUACAGGAAGAUAUUACAAAAUUAAAGGAUAAAAUUAAAUCUGUAAAAGAAUCUAUCAUUGAAAAAUCUUGUUUUCUUGAGGAAGAGAAACAGACACAUGAAAAAUUAAGAAAAGAAAUAGAGGUACAACACAAGAGAUAUGGUGCGAUUCUUAAGCGUUUGCAUUGUCAGGUCAACAAGCUUCAGUCAAAUAGAAGACAGUGGCAAUGGAACAUUCAACAACUGGAAAAAACUGCAGCUGAACUAAGAAAACGUAUUGGAAUGAAAGAUUAACAUGGCCAAGGAGUAACGUAGAGCACAGGCUAUGUCAACAAGGAUUGUGGGACAGAAUGUUGAGAAAAUUCUUUGGAUUCUUAACAACCACCAUAACUAUCAGAGGUCUACCUUAGUGAUAGAUUUGUUUCUCUUUUUUUGAGUCAGUCAUAUAUUUGUUAAAGUGCCUUCCUACCCUGCAAUUAAUAGCAGUAGAUAGAUAACAGAAGUGCUAAUACAAUAGUGGAAGAUACUGUAUGACUCUUUUGAGUGUGUAACAUUUCUUCUCAUGACUGCCUACUUAUAACAUGUUGCCUUCAGUAUUACAUGAAGUAAAAAUGCAGUAAAUAAACACUUGAAUUUAUAAUUAUUUAAAUUAUCAAUAAUUUUUAAAAAAAUUGUCUAUUUCAAGCUUUAUUUUUUUAACCACCACUUUCAUAGUUGUCUGCAAAUAUUGACAUUUUACAGCAAUGUUUUCUCUUUUAUCCAGAAGGUAGCAUUCAUUAGUCUCUGUUAUUAAAUAACCUUUUUAGAGUGUACAGCAUAAAACUUUUGCUCAAUUUUUGAAGAAUUUUUGCAAAUUCUUCAGUGAUAAGAACAAUACAAAAUAGUAAUAUUCUGAAGCUAAAGUUGAAAAUAUCAUGUAAGAAAAAUAUAUGAACUCUCAAAAGAAGAGUGUUUACCGGUAUAGACUAAUGCAUUUUUUUUUUAAUUAAAAGGUUCACGACAACCAAUCAAAAUUUAAUUUGUCCCUUUUAUGGUAAAAAGGUCUUCUCAUCACUACACUGAGUACAAUUUUUAAAAGCAGAGAUAAAAUAUUAACUAUGGAAGGUGUCAUUUUAAAAUAUUCACUUUUAGGAUUUAAGUACUUCAGCACAACAACAUCAAAAACGCAUUGCAAGUACAUUUUCUCCUCACUUUUAUAUGUAUCUGAAAUUUGGGAAGAGUUUAGCUGAUAUAAAACUGACAAUAAUGUUGUUGUGUUUAACAGUAAUAGUCUUACAAGUUAUGACUUAUGACUAAUAACUUCAAAUGGCUUUUGCUGUAACACAAUAAGCUUUGGUACAUGACUCAGAAAUGCAGCUAAGAAUAAAAACAGAUUAGCCUCAGAUUGUAGAAAGAACCCACUAUGCUCAGCUGAUAAUAAGCCUGAACCAAAUGCGGAUUACAUAAAAAUAUUUAAAUGUACUUUUAGUAUUUAAAAUAUUCUACUUACAGUUAUACUUUGUAAUUUCAUUAACAUUUUC